AUGCCAUCUUCCGCCACCAUGAGCCAUCACUCGUCGGGCCUACGGUCCGGCAUCAGCUCCACCUCAUACCGCCGGACCUUCGGACCACCGCCCUCACUGUCCCCCGGGGCUUAUUCCUACUCUUCCAGCUCUCGCUUCUCCAGCAGCCGCCUGCUGGGCUCGGCGUCCCCGAGCUCGUCUGCGCGACUGGGUAGCUUCCGUGCCCCUCGAGCGGGGGCCCUGCGCUUGCCCUCGGAGCGCCUCGACUUCUCCAUGGCCGAGGCCCUCAACCAGGAGUUCCUGGCUACAAGGAGCAACGAGAAGCAAGAGCUACAGGAGCUCAACGACCGCUUCGCCAACUUCAUCGAGAAGGUGCGCUUCCUGGAGCAGCAGAACGCAGCUCUGCGCGGAGAGCUGAGCCAGGCCCGGGGCCAGGAGCCGGCGCGCGCCGACCAGCUGUGCCAGCAGGAGCUGCGGGAACUGCGGCGCGAAUUGGAGCUGCUGGGCCGGGAGCGCGACCGGGUGCAGGUGGAGCGCGACGCGCUGGCGGAGGACCUGGCGGCGCUCAAGCAGAGGUUAGAAGAAGAAUCCCGCAAGCGGGAGGAUGCGGAGCACAACCUGGUGCUCUUCCGUAAGGAUGUGGACGACGCCACUCUGUCCCGCCUAGAACUAGAGCGCAAGAUUGAGUCUCUGAUGGAUGAAAUUGAGUUCCUCAAGAAACUACACGAAGAGGAACUUCGGGAUCUGCAGGUGAGCAUGGAGAGCCAGCAGGUUCAGCAGGUGGAGGUGGAGGCGACAGUGAAGCCAGAGCUGACUGCGGCGCUGAGGGACAUCCGUAUGCAGUAUGAGAACAUCGCAGCGAAGAAUCUGCAGGAGGCAGAGGAGUGGUAUAAGUCCAAAGUGCGAGAGUGGGGGAGGACUCUGAGGGGGUCCUGGGGUGGGAGGCUCUGGGAAUUGCUCGCAUCCCAGCUGGACCCGUCUGCCACUCUGCAGUACGCUGACCUGUCCGACGCCGCCAACCGCAACCACGAGGCCCUACGCCAGGCCAAGCAGGAGAUGAACGAGUCCCGACGUCAAAUCCAGAGUCUGACGUGUGAGGUGGACGGGUUGCGUGGCACGAACGAGGCGCUGCUCAGACAGCUGCGGGAGCUGGAGGAGCAGUUCGCCCUGGAGGCUGGAGGGUACCAAGCCGGCGCUGCGCGUCUGGAGGAAGAGCUUCGACAGCUGAAGGAAGAGAUGGCGCGGCAUCUGCGAGAAUACCAGGAGCUCCUCAAUGUUAAGAUGGCCCUGGAUAUCGAGAUCGCCACCUACAGGAAGCUGCUGGAAGGAGAGGAGAGCCGGAUCUCAGUGCCAGUCCAUUCCUUUGCUUCCCUAAGUUUAAAGGCCACUGUGCCUGAGGUGGAGGCUCCCCAGGACAGCCACAGCCGUAAGAUGGUUCUGAUUAGGACUAUUGAGACCCGGGAUGGGGAGCAGGUGGUGACAGAGUCCCAGAAGGAACAGCACAGUGAACUGGAUAAGUCUUCUGUUCACAGCUACUGA
Arvicola amphibius (Eurasian water vole) is the source of this 1518-nucleotide messenger RNA. It is a transcript of the gene Prph, whose product is annotated as peripherin. Lineage: Eukaryota; Metazoa; Chordata; Mammalia; Rodentia; Cricetidae. Gene Ontology annotation, molecular function: structural molecule activity. The transcript has 8 exons. The record is from RefSeq and is a predicted model, not a curated record. The coding region runs from base 1 to 1518 and encodes 505 amino acids. Gene Ontology annotation, cellular component: axon; plasma membrane; type III intermediate filament.